AAGAGAUUCUUUUUUUGUUCACUCAAUAUACUUUAUUUUCCAGUUUCUAUCCAAUAUUUGACCCGUAAUAUUAAGACUGCAUGUCAUUUUGCGUGAAUAAAGAACGGUGAAAAAAAUUGCAACAAUGACUGGCAAGAAAACGUGAACAAAGAGUUUAUGGAUUAAUCGUGAAAAAAAGGAGUGUAGUGAAUGAUUUUGGUGAAAUCAAAAUUUAAAUUUUAUAUUCAAAUCUCUUGUGUGAUAAAAUAAAUGAGAUAGAGAAACUAUCAGAAAAUAAUAAGCACUUCACACGACACUACACUCGAGAGGGAGAAAAGAUAUAAAGAAGAAAUAAUUAAAUUAAAUUAAAAACGUUUUGUGUGGUGCGAGUAUUUAUGUUAAUUAAUCUAAUCUGAUAACUCAAAAAAAUAUUCAUCUUGAGCUCUGCUCUGAUUUGACAAAAAUAGACUCUUAUCACCGUAGCUUAAUCUUUAUUGUUGGAGACAAUCAAUAAAUUGUAUAACAAUUAACUCUGAAGUAGGAAGAGAUUAAAGAAAAUUCCACAAAGAAGGUGCAAAGUUUAAAUACAGAUUUAAUAAUGGGAAAAUUUAGCGGCAAGAAAUGUCGACUGUUGUCGGUCAUGCUACUUACAAUCAGCUUCUUUUUCGUAGAAAUCAUAACGGGUUAUGUGACAAAUUCCAUGUCCUUAGUAGCAGAUUCCUUUCACAUGCUGGGCGAUAUUGCGGCAUUACUCAUUUCCUUCCUAUCAGUAAAGAUGUCUCCAAAGAAGUGGAGCAAAAACACAUUUGGAUGGGCUAGAGCAGAGGUUCUUGGUGCACUAGUAAAUGCUGUAUUUCUGGUUGCUCUUUGCUUUAGCAUUACUGUUGAGUCAAUCAAGCGAUUUAUAGAUUUAGAAGAAAUUCAUCAUCCUGAGAAUGUACUUAUUGUUGGAUUCAUAGGACUUUUAGUGAAUGUUGUUGGAUUAUGUCUUCUUUAUGAUGCUGGUGGUGGACAUGGACAUUCUCAUGGACAUAAUAAGUUAUCACAGUUAUCAGCAAUUGAUGAUAAUGAGAAUGAAGAUUAUAUGUUCGGUGAUCCACCAAAAAAGCCAAUAUCUCCAGCUAAAAAGCCAAGUGCUAGUCAUCAUGGACAUUCUCAUAGUGCAGGACAGAUGAAUAUGCGAGCAGCUUUUCUUCACGUUAUGAGUGAUGCUCUUGGCUCAGUUAUUGUAAUGAUUAGUGCAGUCAUAAUUAAGUAUUCUGAUUGGGAAUACAAAUACUACUGUGAUCCAGCUCUUUCAAUGCUUCUCGUCGCUUUAAUUCUUCAUUCUGUCUGGCCAUUAUUGAGAGAAUCAGCUUUAAUACUUCUCCAGACAGUUCCAACUCAUAUUGAGGUAGAUGCAAUUCAAAGAAGACUUUUAGAACGAGUCGAUGGCGUUCUAGCUGUACACGAAUUUCAUGUUUGGCAAUUAGCCGGUGAUCGCAUCAUUGCAUCAGCUCAUAUACGUUGUCGUAAUUUGAGCGAGUAUAUGAAGCUCGCUGAGAAAGUAAAGGAAUUUUUCCAUAAUGAGGGUAUUCAUAGUACUACAAUUCAGCCAGAGUUCAUUGAAGUUGAGCCUUUAAAUAGCUGCUCAGCGUCCGACGGCAUUUCGACAAGCUUAAAUAUUAGUGGAAAAGAAGAAGGAUGUGUUCUUGACUGUCCAAAUAUCGAUGAGAAUUGCGUCAAAGCUACAUGCUGCCAAAAUAAUAACAAUAAGAACUAUAAAAUAUACGUAAGAAAAUUGGCAAUUCAAAAAGCUCAAGCAUGCAAAUCGUGAUGAUCAAGCUUCUCUCAAAUUUAUUGCUGACUUUACUUGAAUUUAUAUGUUUUCAUUAUCUUGUGUUGUAUUUAUUUCAUUGAUCAAAAUCUUUUACGUGAAUAGACUCAUUAAAGUAUUAGUCUAUACUUCAAACUAAUCUCACAAUGUUAAUUGAUUGAUUACAUACCUUGAUAUGUGUAUUUUCAGGCUCAAUCAAGUCCAGCUUCGUCUCCUUAUCUUUGCCGGCAACGUCCACAGCGUGGGAACUCGGAAAAUGAAAAUGGAGAAAAAGGAUCACUCCUUGAUAACGCACAACAUAACAACUUGAUAGUCUCUGGAAAUCAGACAUCGGCUGAUAGCAAUAAAAUUCUCGUCUGACCAAUUCCGAAAGUAGCAUCAACAAAAAGAAGCAAGAAAAUCAAAACGAAUUUAUGCAAAAAGAAGUACAUCACAUCAUCAGCAUCAGAAUCGUAUAAUUUAUCAUCAAUAUCAAUCGGUCAUACGAAGAAGAUGGGCUGUGACAUGACUAAAAUCGGAAUCGAGAAUGGUCAAUUUCAACGUAUGACUAUAUCGACUUUAUCUCUUUAAAAUAAUUUUAUUGAACUAAACAUUUUUUGAAUGAAGAAAAAUUAUAAAAAUAAUACGCGAUCCUCCCUACCCUCCAUCCCUCAAAUCGUGGUAGGUAAUUGUAAUUUGUCGACUUAUGAGACACAGCAUAUUUUUUUAGUACCAAUAAGUGAAAGUUUUAAUAUUAAUGACUUUAUGAUUUGAUCCUAGACAAAAAACAAAUAAAAAAACUUUAAGCUAAGGACUAGAUUUAAUGAACAUGAUACAAUGUAUUAUACUUAGUAAAAAAUCUUUUUACUUUGAUAAAAUAAUAUAUAUAUAGAAAGCAAGACUUGAUUUAAAAUCUCAAGAACAAUACCUAAUUUGACAUUAGAACCAACUAUUUUAAAAGAAAUCAGCCAAAGAUGGAAUU
Molecule: messenger RNA, 2756 nt
Organism: Chironomus riparius
Lineage: Eukaryota; Metazoa; Arthropoda; Insecta; Diptera; Chironomidae
Source: the annotation of a GenBank genome assembly